Molecule: messenger RNA, 1009 nt
Organism: Rhopalosiphum maidis (corn leaf aphid)
Lineage: Eukaryota; Metazoa; Arthropoda; Insecta; Hemiptera; Aphididae
Product: eukaryotic translation initiation factor eIF1
Exons: 3
Coding region: 411-743 (110 amino acids)
Biological process (GO): translational initiation
Cellular component (GO): eukaryotic 43S preinitiation complex
Molecular function (GO): ribosomal small subunit binding; translation initiation factor activity; RNA binding
Source: RefSeq, a predicted model, not a curated record
CAUCACCCUACCACAUUCAAACAUUCUUUGCGUUGCUACAAUUAUUUUUUUCAUGUUUCUCGUACACACCGUAUGAACAACAAUAAAUAGCUUAUCCCCUCCCCCGUGCAUACGGAAUUCACAAUUAUCUAUCCUCGUGACGUCGUCGAACUAUAAUUAUUAUUUCUCUGUGCGGUGUUUCAAUUUUUCCUUGAGCUUGGUACUCCGGCGACUCACUAGUCUGCUCUCAAUUGUUGUCGCAAUAUUAUCGGACCUUGUCGUCAGAACGCUUUUGGUUAAUUUCACACCACCUCAUCCUUAUCCCGUUUAACCAGCAUACGUCGCGAGAUUACAAGCGCGGAAGACACGGUCCUGUCACCGAGUGGAAUUACAAGAGGCCAGUCAUUACCACAGGAGAUACGAACAUACGCAUGUCAAUCCAGAAUCUUAACGUAUUCGACCCGUUUGCUGAUGCAAUCAAGGGUGCAGACGAUGACGUUCAAGACGGGCUUGUUCACAUAAGAAUUCAACAACGUAAUGGUCGUAAAACAUUAACAACGGUCCAAGGUCUCUCGUCAGAAUAUGACUUAAAGAAGAUAGUACGUGCCUGCAAAAAGGAGUUUGCUUGCAACGGUACAGUAGUUGAACAUCCUGAAUACGGUGAAGUGUUACAAUUACAAGGAGAUCAGCGAGAAAACAUUUGCCAGUGGUUAACUAAAUGUGGUCUUGCCAAGUCUGAUCAACUUAAAGUCCACGGUUUCUAAAGAAAACAAUUUAAUCAUGCUACAAAAUACAUUAGAUUGUUACAUUAAUCAGUCAAAAAAAUCAUAAUAAAUUCAAAAUUCUCAAUUUCAUAACAUGCUUUAAUAAAUGUAAUGUUUAAUCCUAGUGUUUUUUUCAAAUCAUUAAUUUUCAACAGUGUAGAUUUGAAUAAGCAUUAGUGUUAUGUAUAUCAAUGCUACUGACAUAUUUAGAGAACACUUUUGUUGUUUCCAUAAUAUUAAAUGUAAUAACUAAUAAGAAAAAAUAA